Messenger RNA from Oncorhynchus masou masou (cherry salmon), 381 nucleotides. Its product is annotated as NADH dehydrogenase [ubiquinone] flavoprotein 2, mitochondrial-like. The transcript is spliced from 4 exons. Gene Ontology annotation, molecular function: NADH dehydrogenase activity. Gene Ontology annotation, biological process: mitochondrial electron transport, NADH to ubiquinone. The record is from RefSeq and is a predicted model, not a curated record. Lineage: Eukaryota; Metazoa; Chordata; Actinopteri; Salmoniformes; Salmonidae. The annotation marks the transcript as partial.
UCUCAGCCAUGAACAAGGUGGCCGAGGUGCUUGAGGUCCCUCCGAUGAGGAUCUAUGAGGUAGCGACGUUCUACACCAUGUUCCUGAGGCAGCCGGUGGGCAAGUACCACAUCCAGAUCUGCACUACAACUCCCUGCAUGCUUUGCGACUCCGACAGCAUCCUGGAGGCACUCCAGAACAAACUGGGCAUCAAGGUAGGAGGGAUGACUGCAGACAAGAUGUUCUCUCUAAUAGAGGUGGAGUGUCUUGGUGCCUGUGUUAACGCUCCCAUGGUCCAGAUCAACGACAACUACUACGAGGACCUGAGUCCUAAAGACAUUGAUCAGAUCAUUGACGAACUGAAAGCUGGACAAGUCCCUCCUCCUGGACCCAGGUAUGAAU